Messenger RNA from Rotaria sordida, 1152 nucleotides. The record is from the annotation of a GenBank genome assembly. NCBI's taxonomy places the organism in Eukaryota, Metazoa, Rotifera, Eurotatoria, Philodinida, Philodinidae.
AUGACGACCGAACAAUUUGCUCCAUUCAAUGUCGAACCACCACCAUCAGCAUCACGAUCGGUCAAUGUUGACAUUGAUACUGUGAGAGAAGUUAAAACUGCAAAGUCCAUAGGCCCACUUGCCAAGGUAACUCUGGGUGUUUUAGUAGUGUGUGGUUUGGCAGCGACUAUUGCUGUUCCUAUCGGUCUCACUCAGAGAGCAAUAGCAGAAACUGCUACUCCUACAACGAUAACUACUACAACAACAACUACAUCAACAACAACAACUGCUCGCCCUAUUGUUGCAAUUACACGAACAGGUGAUCCAAUCAUAGGUGUGUACAAUACAACAGCUGGCGGAUCUAUCGGUGGGGUUAACGCCUCAUAUUCGAACCCUUCUGAAUAUCCUCCGUAUGCAAUUGAUAAUUCAACAAGCACAAAAUAUCUCAAUUAUGGUGUUAAUACCGGUGGUAUUACUGUGUAUCAACCAGGUAUAAACACUGGUUUUUAUGUAUCACCCGUUUCAAGUACUGCAUCAAUAGCUUUUGGUCUUCUCUUUGCAACAGCAAACGAUGUUCCAGAUCGCGAUCCAAUUACAGUAACACUUGAAGGAACGAAUGCAACUAGUUUGGCAGCACUUUAUCUUGGCUCAAGUUGGACACUUAUAUAUAGUGGUCCAACAGGUAUCAGUGCUACAACUGAUCCAGGUCGGCAGGUGUAUGUUUCUCAACAAAAUUUUUCAAAUACACUUGUCUUCAGAAGUUAUCGACUUCUUGUUACAUCGCAACGUGGAAAUACCAAUUGUGUUCAAUAUUCUGAAGCUCAAAUUAUAGGGUAUUUGUGAAAGAAAAGCAAACAAAAUAAACAAUUGAUACAUGUUUUUUUUAAUAUAAAUGUACGUAACUUGAACUCUUUAAUAUUUAUUAUUUCAAUUCAAUAGAGUGUUUUUUUUUUGCUAACAUCUGUUCUCUUAAUAAAUGUAUACACUAGUUACUUUUUUGGUCAGAAGAAUUAAUCGAACAGUCAUAUUCGGUUGGAUUGAGUAGAAAUCUUGUCGAAAACCGGAUGAUGGAAUAACGCCUAGAUUCCUGGUAUUGAGAAUCCGAUCGGAUCCCACUACUAAAACUCGAUGAGAUUCUACUAUAGAAAACCGAAAAGAUCCUGAUGUUGUAAA